This is a messenger RNA of Oncorhynchus mykiss (rainbow trout), 1386 nucleotides long. RefSeq names its product tudor domain-containing protein 7B-like. Lineage: Eukaryota; Metazoa; Chordata; Actinopteri; Salmoniformes; Salmonidae. The record is from RefSeq and is a predicted model, not a curated record.
AUGGAGGAAUCCAUGACAACGGUCUACAGCCAGCUCAGUGCUCAGAGGCUCCUCCCCUUCCCCUCGGCUGGCCAACUUGCGGCCGUCAAAGUAAAGAGGGGCGAGGAGGUCGCCAGGGCCCAGAGCUUGAAGUUGGACGAGGCCAAGCUGGUGCACAUCUACCCGUUUACCUCUCAGGGCUCCCAGGAUGUCACCAACAGUGUUAACCACCAGAUGGUGACCUCUGACCUAUGGAAGCACCCCGCCUUCCCCGGACCCCAGAGGGACGGCCUCCCUACCCCCAGUUUCCUCGACACCAUGGUCGCCAACAUGGUGGAUCAGUUUACCCUUGAAAGCCCAGCCUGCAGCCCUAUCCCUGUCUCCACCAAGACCCCCAGCCCUCUGGAGGGUGCCGGGGACACGUCAAAAGUGCUCACCCCCACUUUGGUCACCUGCGCUUGGGGAGAGAAGCAGCUGGCGCUGACCCCUCUCAUGGCGCUUCCCCAGGAGGGCCAGAACAUGAACGUCUACGUGUCUGUGGCCUGUCACCCGGGACACUUUGUCCUGCAGCCGUGGCAGGACCCGUACAAGCUGAUGGGAGAGAUGGUCCUUUACAACAACCAGAGGGAGGAGACGCCGGGGCCCGGAGAUGAACAGAAAGGCCAGGUCAAGGUGGACCAUAAGUGAGUGGACAGAUUAGGGCCUGGAGGCCUCACAGUUUUUUUGAUUUUAUACAAAUGAAAAAAGCCAGUCACACACUUGUCUCCAGAAUGAAGUCUGACUUCAUUGUGUUUUUAGUCCUCGCUGAUUUAUGGGCUUUGUUUUGUUUUGUUUUCACAUGGCUGAGGCAAUAUAACUGUUGGAGAAGAAGCCCCUGGUGGCCCAGGUGGAGUGUGUGGUGGAGGCGGAGCGUCCCUGGGACAGGAAGGCGAUUGGUGGAUUCAUUUAUUGAAUUUAUUUGAGAAUGACAAACCUACAUAAAUAGCCAGUAGCGACAUAUAUUUAAAAAAGGAUAACGCAAAGUCACUGGUUGCAUCUGAAAGGGCACCCUAUUCCUUACGUAGUGCACUGCUUUUGACCAGGCCCCAUUUCAGAGGAGACAGACAUCUGGGUCCACACCGUCGCCCCCGUAGAACCGGACUGGAGAGACCGAACGCAUAAGACUGUUGUGUCCUUUUCUUAUCCCGCACAGGUAGAACUCUUCCAGAGUCUAUCACAUACGCUGAAAUUAUGUACUGCACUGCCUGCAGCAUAUAACUGUUGGUAUCCCUUUCACUUAUUCCACAGGUCAAAGAUCUGCCAGAGUGUCACAGGUCAUUGGGGAGCCAUUUAUGUAGAAGCGUGGUUUUAUCAGCUUAGCAAUGUCUGAAGCAUAGAACUGUGAUUUUUUUUCUUCCUUAUCGUAUG